UAUGGAUCUGCUUGAACAAAAGAAGGUAGAAGUGAGGAAAAAAGAAAGAAAGAAUGGCAUCAAACUCGGGGCCAGCAUACGCAUAUACAGUAGUGUAUGUUAAAGACGUUGCCAAAUCUGUCGCUUUUUAUGCUGAAGCCUUCGGCUACAACGUUCGCCGCUUAGACGAUAAUCGCAAAUGGGGAGAAUUGGAGAGUGGAGCCACCACAAUAGCAUUCACGCCUAUCCAUCAGCACGAGACAGAUGACUUAACGGGUCAGGUCCAGACCCCUCAUUCCCGGGGCGAUAGGCAACCCGUUGAGCUUUGCUUUGAUUAUGUAGACAUCGAUGCUGCCUACAAGAGGGCAGUAGAAAAUGGGGCAGUUGCGGUGAGCCAGCCUGAGGAGAAGAAAUGGGGACAGAAAGUUGGAUAUGUACGAGAUCUUGAUGGUAACAUCGUUAGAUUGGGAAGCCAUGUCCAUCCUAAAUAAUCGCAUUACUGAUCAGAGCUCAUCAACGGUAUAGGAUAUACUUUUAGCCGUUCCAGUGUGUUUAGGUUAACUCAUGUGGAAUAAAUUGUAUCCUCACUGUGUAGUGAAUAAGGAAUAAACAGAAUAUCAAGAAGACUUGGAUCUUAUAAACUAA
Messenger RNA from Nicotiana tabacum (common tobacco), 624 nucleotides. RefSeq lists its product as uncharacterized. NCBI's taxonomy places the organism in Eukaryota, Viridiplantae, Streptophyta, Magnoliopsida, Solanales, Solanaceae. The record is from RefSeq and is a predicted model, not a curated record.